AUGAAGCAUUUCAGCAGCAAAGUAAGGAUUAGAAAUAAUAUUGCUCGAGAAACUUUAGCGGAAUUUUUAGGGACUUUCACAUUGAUAGUAUUUGGAGAUGGUUCGGUCGCUCAAGCAGUUCUAAGUCGGAAUGGCGUUGGUAACCAUUCCUCUAUACACUGGUCAUGGGGACUGGCAGUGACAAUGGGAGUUUACAUAUCUGGUGGUAUCUCGGGUGGUCAUCUGAAUCCAGCUGUGACUGUAGCCAUGGCCUGCAUCAAGAAAGUCCCAUGGAAGAAAGUACCAUUUUAUAUGUUAGGCCAAUAUUUAGGAUCUUUUUUAGCAUCAGCUGUUAUUUAUUUUGUAUAUUAUGAUGCUUUAAACGAAUAUGACGGAGGGACCAGAAUGGUAUCUGGACCAAACGCAACAGCUGGUAUCUGGUCAACUUAUCCACAACAUUUUGCUUCCGUAGCUACUUGUUUUGGAGACCAGCUUCUCGCAACAGGCAUGCUACUAAUCUGUAUAUUAGCAAUAACAGAUGAAACAAACAUGGAAACACCUAAAGGGUUGAUGCCAAUCGCCAUUGGUUUAAUAGUGACUUUGAUUGGAAUGACCUACCAUUUCAACUGUGGAUACGCCAUCAAUCCUGCACGUACUUUGGCGCCAAGAAUAUUCACGUCUAUUGCUGGAUGGGGAGUUGGAGUAUUCAGUUACAAUGAUUACAAAUAUUUUUGGAUUCCUGUUUUGGGUCCACACGUAGGAGCCAUACUUGGGGCUUUUUUGUACCAGUUUUUGAUAAGAUUUCACUGGCCGGAAGUUGUUGAAAUAAGUAGCGAUAUACAGAUUCAAGAAUUGAAUGAUAAAUUCUCAGAAAAAGAGAAAGAAGUAUACACCAACAGAGGCAUUUCACAAGAUUCAUAA
Mytilus trossulus (common blue mussel) is the source of this 900-nucleotide messenger RNA. Its product is annotated as aquaporin-10-like. Bases 1 to 900 code for a protein of 299 amino acids. Gene Ontology annotation, molecular function: glycerol channel activity; water channel activity. Gene Ontology annotation, biological process: water transport; glycerol transmembrane transport. The record is from RefSeq and is a predicted model, not a curated record. Gene Ontology annotation, cellular component: plasma membrane; basolateral plasma membrane. Lineage: Eukaryota; Metazoa; Mollusca; Bivalvia; Mytilida; Mytilidae. The transcript has 7 exons.